Messenger RNA from Dipodomys ordii (Ord's kangaroo rat), 828 nucleotides. RefSeq lists its product as uncharacterized. The transcript has 4 exons. Gene Ontology annotation, cellular component: blood microparticle; external side of plasma membrane; immunoglobulin complex, circulating. Gene Ontology annotation, molecular function: immunoglobulin receptor binding; antigen binding. The record is from RefSeq and is a predicted model, not a curated record. Gene Ontology annotation, biological process: phagocytosis, engulfment; innate immune response; B cell receptor signaling pathway. NCBI's taxonomy places the organism in Eukaryota, Metazoa, Chordata, Mammalia, Rodentia, Heteromyidae. The coding region runs from base 46 to 828 and encodes 260 amino acids.
UCCAGGUGAACCAUUCAGGGCUCAGGCUGACACAGAGCACUCACCAUGGAGCUGGGGCUGCACUGGGUUCUCCUUGUUUUUCUGAUGAAAGGUGUGCAGUGUGAGGUGCGGCUGGUGGAGUCUGGGGGAGGCUUGGUGCAGCCUGGGGGGUCCCUGAGACUCUCCUGUGCAGCCUCCGGAUUCACCGUCAGUGGUUACUACAUGAGCUGGGUCCGCCAGGCUCCAGGGAAGGGGCUGGAGUGGAUUUCAUCCAUCUAUGGUAGUAGUAGCACAUACUACGCAGACUCUGUGAAGGGCCGCUUCACCAUCUCGACAGACAACAGCAAGAACAUACUUUACCUGCAGAUGAACAGCCUGAGAGUGGAGGACACGGCCGUCUAUUACUGUGCUAGACACACAUUGCAGGAAAUCCAGUCUGUGCUGUCCCAGGUACAGCUGCAGGAGUCAGGCCCUGGCCUGCUGAGGCCCGUACAGACGCCGUCCCUCUCCUGUGCGGUCUCUGGUGACUCCGUCAGCAUGGUGACUGCGGAGCUGGACCCGACAGGCCUCAGGGAAACGCUGGAGAGGACUGGACACAUCUAUAAACAUGGGAGCACCACGUACAGCCCAUGCCUCCAGAGCAGAGUCACCAUGCCAGUGCACACCUCCAAGGACCAGUGUUCCCUGCAGCUGAGCUCUGUGACCACGGAGGACACGGCCUUGCACUACUGUGUAGGACACACUGAGGAGACCGCCGACUGCCAGGGAACCCGUCUGGAUCUGGAGGGCUGCCACUCCGUGGUGUCUCUGAGUUCACAAUGUGAUCGUGUUGCUAUGAUCUUCAAAUGA